Molecule: messenger RNA, 2853 nt
Organism: Candoia aspera
Lineage: Eukaryota; Metazoa; Chordata; Lepidosauria; Squamata; Candoiidae
Gene: ALDH6A1
Product: aldehyde dehydrogenase 6 family member A1
Exons: 12
Coding region: 54-1667 (537 amino acids)
Biological process (GO): thymine catabolic process; L-valine catabolic process
Cellular component (GO): mitochondrion
Molecular function (GO): methylmalonate-semialdehyde dehydrogenase (acylating, NAD+) activity; malonate-semialdehyde dehydrogenase (acetylating, [NAD(P)+]) activity
Source: RefSeq, a predicted model, not a curated record
GCUGUUGAGCUGGUGGUGGGCCGGGCGCUUGUCGGCAGGUGGUCGUUGGCAGGAUGGCGGUUGUGGCUGCAAUUCGGGGGUCCCAGGGAGGGCGGCGCUUCUGGUUCGAGAUCUCUAGGAAGGCAAAUUUCAAUUGGCAUUCCUCAUCUUUUAUUUCAUCCUCUUCAGUGCCAACAACCAAAUUGUUCAUUGAUGGCAAGUUUGUUGAGUCAAAAAGUAAUAAAUGGAUUGAUAUCUACAACCCCGCUACCAAUGAAGUUGUUGGCCGAGUCCCAAAAGCCACACAGAGUGAGAUGGAAGCAGCAGUGGCUUCAUGCAAAAAGUCUUUGCCAACCUGGUCUGAGAUAUCUAUUCUGAGUCGACAGCAAGUCUUCCUGCGGUACCAGCAGCUCAUCAAGGAUAAUCUGAAAGAAAUUUCAAAACUGAUCACCUUGGAGCAAGGGAAGACCUUGGCUGAUGCAGAAGGAGAUGUGUUCCGAGGCCUCCAGGUGGUUGAACAUGCAUGUAGUGUGACAUCUCUUAUGUUGGGUGAAACCCUUCCCUCCAUUACUAAAGACAUGGACACUUUCACCUAUCGCUUGCCUCUGGGAGUGUGUGCAGGCAUUGCACCUUUUAAUUUCCCAGCCAUGAUUCCUCUUUGGAUGUUCCCCAUGGCCAUGGUGUGUGGAAACACCUUCUUGAUGAAGCCUUCAGAGCGUGUUCCAGGAGCCCUUAUGUUUCUUGCCCAGCUGUUGCAGGAUGCUGGUGCACCCGAUGGAACACUAAACAUUAUCCAUGGACAACAUGAAGCUGUGGAUUUUAUUUGCGAUCAUCCUGAUAUUAAAGCGAUCAGCUUUGUUGGAUCUAAUCAGGCUGGAGAAUAUAUCUAUGAAAGAGGUUCAAAACAUGGCAAGAGAGUCCAGGCCAAUAUGGGAGCUAAGAAUCAUGGAGUGGUGAUGCCAGAUGCCAAUAAGGAGAACACACUAAAUCAACUGAUUGGAGCAGCUUUUGGAGCAGCUGGCCAGCGGUGCAUGGCAUUAUCUGCUGCGAUCUUGGUUGGGGAGGCUCGGGAAUGGCUACCAGAGCUGGUGGAAAGAGCAAAGAACUUGCGAGUUAAUGCAGGAGAUCAACCUGGAGCAGAUCUGGGGCCACUGAUCAGCCCCCAGGCUAAGGAACGGGUCUGCCAAUUGAUAGACAGUGGAGCAAAGGAAGGGGCUAGUGUUCUUCUUGACGGGCGAAAAAUCAGAGUGAAAGGGUUUGAAAAUGGCAAUUUUGUUGGGCCUACUAUCCUUGGUAAAGUCAAGCCUAAUAUGACCUGCUAUAAAGAGGAAAUAUUUGGACCAGUUCUAGUGGUUCUGGAAGCAAACAGUCUGGAUGAAGCAAUUGAAAUGGUGAAUAACAAUCCCUAUGGGAAUGGAACAGCAAUCUUCACCACUAAUGGUGCCACUGCUCGGAAAUACUCCCAUUUAGUGGAUGUUGGACAGAUUGGUGUGAAUGUUCCUAUUCCGGUGCCUUUGCCAAUGUUCUCCUUCACUGGCUCUCGUGGAUCUUUCAGGGGGGACACCAAUUUCUAUGGCAAACAGGGGGUGCAGUUCUAUACUCAGCUGAAGACAGUUAUUUCUCAGUGGAAAGAGGAAGAUGCCACUGUUGCCAAGCCUGCAGUAGUUAUGCCAACCAUGGGGAAGUAAAGCCAACUGUCACACUUGCUGGAGUUGUUAAAAGUAUUUUUCACCUAGAAUGGUGCAGGCUACUCUUGAGCUUUCUUGGGUUGCCAUUCUUGCCUUGGAAAUAUAGACACCUCUUCAUUUCAGGAUCAUUUCCAAUCAGUUGAAUAGGGCCGUUUAACACAACAUUUAGUUUCUAUCUAUGUAUGGAAUAGCUUUUUGUUUUUUAUUUUAUUUUGAAAAAAGCAUUGUUCUAUGGUGAAUAAUCAGGUCAAAGCAGUAUCCACUUCUUUUGUUCCCAUUCAUGAGAUAGUGUUGAGAAUUCAAGCUCUUCCAACAGAAUGAGUUUUUUGAGAACCAGUUACUGUAAUAAUUGCUAUCACUCCGGUCAUGGGUGGUAUCUCCUAUUGCAUUAAGAUUUUUUUUUUGCAAGAAAUUGUGCAUAUGCUGGAAUAGGAUGGGGCAGUAAAUUUUGGGAGAGGCAAAUCCUGGUGAAGUAUCCUUUAAGAAUUUCGUAGAGCUGUUCUGAGAACAUGGCCUUGUGGAGAAGCAGUGAAGCCUUACCUUUGCUGGAAUCUUAGCUCCCUUUAGCCAUACAAAAUCAACAGAUUUUAAUUUUAUACAUGAAUGUGCCUACAUAUUAUUUAUGCACUGAAUAUAUUUGGAACUAGAAUGUGUUUUGUUUCAUUUUUAGUAGUGCUGGACAAACAGCACAAGAAAGCAACGUACUUUUAUAGAGGCAAUAUAUUCUAUCAAUAUUCCUUUAAUUUGAUUGGGAUAUUAUUUCUCAUUAGUUAAGUAUAUGCGCAGAAGGGUAGAUUCUAGCACCAGUUACAAAGACAUUUGUGAUUUUGUAUUCGUGAGGAUACAUAUUAUUAUUGACCUUGAGAUCUCUGGAUUCCUUAUAGCUAACCAGUAUAGUACGUACUGGCUAGCUAUGGCUGAUGCACUUACGCCAUAUUUAGGGAUAAAGGAUACAGUAAUACUAUUUUGGGGCUACACAUGGUCUUCACAUGGAUUUUUAAAAAAUCACAAGAUAUUCUCUUAAAUUUGGAAAUUAUGCUAUUGUUUUCUAUUGUCUUAUCAUACUAGCUUUUGUACCUAACAGGGGCUUAAGCUGAUCACUGUUAACCUGAACAGGUUAUUCAUCUGUAUGCUUGAAAAUUGCAUAUUGAUGUUAAUCAUGAAUAAAUGCUACUAAAUUCAGAAA